UCUCUCUCUCUCAAAAAUGAAGCUCUUUUUCCCUAAUGUUUCUUCUGCAUUCAUCUUCAUAUGAAGUUUGAGCUUUGUGGCAUGUAUUCAAAAUAAACGACUAAAAAGUUGAAGUUUUUCCAUUCUUGCAUGCAUCUUUGAAUCAAGUUUUCUCAUGCAUUCACUAAACACGCAAAGAUUAUCAAAUAUCUAUCUUACUUUGAAGUGUUUUUGGUGAAAUCUUCAAGCGUGCCAGACUAAAGAGACUUACUCAUCCACGCAAUGGGCAUUACGGAACUCUGGCUGCUGCUGUUGUCAAUAAUGCUUGCAACUUCAGCUGCUGCUGUGGAUCAACAGACCUACAUAAUUCACAUGGACGCCACAAAGAUGGCCACCACCAACCCCGAACAAUGGUACACGUCCAUCAUUCAUUCCAUCAACCAACUCUCAUCUAUCAACGACGAUCAAAAUGAAGCAUCAAAUGCGGCUGAGAUUCUUUAUAUCUACAAAACUGCCAUUUCAGGGUUUUCUGCUAAGCUCUCAACAAGAAAGCUUCAUUCUUUGAGUAAACUCCCUGGCUUUCUGGCUGCCACUCCUGAUAAACUACUACAGCUUCACACCACCCACACCCCCCAGUUUCUGGGCCUACAAAGAGGACAUGGCCUUUGGAAUGCUUCAAACUUGGCUUCUGAUAUCAUUAUUGGUGUAAUUGACACUGGCAUUUGGCCUGAGCAUAUUAGCUUUCAGGACAAGGGUCUGCCCCCAGUGCCUAAAAAAUGGAAAGGCACCUGUCAAGCAGGCCCCAAGUUCUCACGUUCAAAUUGCAAUAAGAAACUCGUUGGCGCAAGAGCCUACAUCAAAGGCUAUGAGACCAUCCUCGGUCGAUUGAACACGACCGGGACGUUUCGGUCGGCUCGAGACUCGGACGGGCAUGGCACCCACACCGCAUCCACUGCUGCUGGGAACAUUGUGUACAAAGCAAGCCUUUAUAACCAAGGCAUGGGGGCAGCCACUGGAAUGAGGUUCACUUCAAGGAUUGCAGCAUAUAAAGUAUGCUGGCCGGAGGGGUGCGCCAGCACCGAUAUUUUGGCAGCCAUAGACCGCGCUGUCGUCGAUGGAGUCGAUGUUCUGUCGCUUUCGUUAGGCGGCGGUGAUGGUUUUUUUUACCAAGAUGAAAUAGCCAUAGCUGCAUUUGGUGCUGUUCGAAAUGGGGUUUUUGUGUCAUGCUCAGCUGGAAAUUCUGGCCCAUUUAUGUCGACUGUUGGUAAUGUAGCGCCAUGGAUCAUGACAGUCGCUGCAAGCUACACUGACAGAACCUUCCCAGGCUCUGUAAAACUUGGAAAUGGCCAAAUAUUUGAAGGCUCUUCUUUGCAUUCUGGGAACAGCAUAGGUGAACUCCCACUUGUUUAUAACAAAACUGCGGGUGGAGAAGAAGCAAGUGUUUGUACAGCUGGUUCGCUGGUCCCAUCAAUGGUGAAGGGCAAAAUUGUGGUAUGUGAAAGAGGCACAAACUCGAGGUUUGAAAAAGGAGAGCAAGUAAAGUUAGCAGGCGGAGUUGGAAUGAUUCUGAUCAACACACAACUUGAAGGUGAAGAGCUUUUUGGUGACUCUCAUGUUUUACCUGCCAUUAAUCUUGGAGCUUCAGCUGGCAAAGCCAUCAUAAACUAUAUAGCUUCCUCGAAACACCCACCGAAAGCUUCAAUCCUGUUUGAAGGGACCAGAUAUGGGAGUCGAGCACCCAGAAUGGCUGCCUUUUCUUCUAGAGGACCCAGCUUCUUCGAGCCGUACGUGAUAAAGCCAGACAUAACUGCCCCUGGGGUUAACAUAUUAGCUGCUUGGCCACCCGUUGUGAGCCCAAGUGAGCUCAAGUCUGAUAAAAGAAGAGUGCUGUUCAAUAUAAUUUCGGGAACUUCUAUGUCCUGUCCCCAUGUUAGCGGCAUAGCUGCAUUACUUAAAUCAGCUCACAAGAAUUGGUCGCCUGCCGCUAUCAAAUCUGCACUUAUGACCACAGCUUACGUUAAUGACAACAAAAGGAGUCUCAUUUCCGACGUGGGUCGCCCUAGCGGUGGACCUGCAGAUCCUUACGCGUUCGGUUCUGGGCAUGUGGAUCCCGAGAAAGCUGUGGACCCGGGAUUGGUCUACGAUAUCGUGCCACAAGACUACCUAAACUACUUGUGUAGCUUGAACUACACGUCAAAACAAGUUGGUUUAGUUUCAAGAGGGAAUUUCAGUUGUCCAUCAAAAAGAACUGUUCUUCAGCCAGGGGACUUGAACUACCCUUCUUUCUCUGUUUCCAUGAAGAACAAGGCCAAGAAUGUUAGAUUCAAGAGAACCGUCACAAAUGUCGGUACCCCAAGCAGCGAUUACACUGUCAAAAUCAACAAUCCCAGUGGAAUAAGAGUCAGUGUGAAGCCUGAGAAGCUAAGUUUUAGGAGAUCCGGACAGAAGCUGAGCUACCAAGUGAGUUUUGUUGCAUUGGGUAAAAGAGAGGGUUUGAGUGACUUUUCUUUUGGGUCUCUUGUUUGGGUGUCAGGAAAGUAUAGUGUGAGAAGUCCUAUAGCAGUAAACUGGGAGUAGAGAAGGGUGGGAGUAUUUCAUUCCAGAGUUCUCACUUAUGAGAAUUUAAUAAUGUUUGUCACUCCCAUGCAAAUUUGUAAUCUCAAAACUAGGGACGCUGCUGUAAGUUUAUAUAAAUGUAUGCUCUUUUU
Messenger RNA from Cucurbita maxima (winter squash), 2687 nucleotides. RefSeq names its product subtilisin-like protease SBT1.1. The transcript has 4 exons. The coding region runs from base 262 to 2556 and encodes 764 amino acids. Gene Ontology annotation, biological process: proteolysis. The record is from RefSeq and is a predicted model, not a curated record. Gene Ontology annotation, molecular function: serine-type endopeptidase activity. Lineage: Eukaryota; Viridiplantae; Streptophyta; Magnoliopsida; Cucurbitales; Cucurbitaceae.